Molecule: messenger RNA, 1914 nt
Organism: Paraphaeosphaeria sporulosa
Lineage: Eukaryota; Fungi; Ascomycota; Dothideomycetes; Pleosporales; Didymosphaeriaceae
Product: acyltransferase-like protein
Exons: 2
Coding region: 375-1856 (493 amino acids)
Biological process (GO): polysaccharide biosynthetic process
Cellular component (GO): membrane
Molecular function (GO): acyltransferase activity, transferring groups other than amino-acyl groups
Source: RefSeq, a predicted model, not a curated record
CGCCACCAAAACGAUUUCGGCACACGACAACGUGAUGCUGCCAGGGCCAGCUCUGACGGACCACUCACAUGCUUGGAUAAAUUGUGGGUGUCCUGCAUGUGAAGGUCCGAGCAAAUUGCUCGCCGAUCCUGACCCCAUACCGCCAACUUUAUCCCCGCAUAUGCAGUAAACCAGCGCCAAACUACCUGUGGCUUGAAGAACCAUAGUCAUUCGGCCUCAACGUCCCGAUUUUAGCUCGGACGGCUUUUGGGGGUUUACCGAUUCCUUCUCAAUCUUAUCACGUCGCUGUGUGAAGGUUACAGUACUCUUUUCACACCGUGGUGUCGCACACCAUCACUGCAAAGUCUUGGCCAUCUCAACGAACCCUCUACACGAUGCCGGCGAAGUACGAAGGUUUGCUAGACCAGGAGCGCAUGCAGGAAGUCAAUCUACAUUCUGCAACUUGGAAAUCUGUACGACCAGGAAGAUGGAGUCUCGACGUUGUUCGACCUCAGUUCCUGACUAUGCGUCCUGGCAGUCCAAAGAAGCGAUUGCGACCGACGGCGUGGCUCGACGGCCUUCGAGGCUUUGCGGCUUUGGUCGUUUACCUUCAUCACAAUCAGCUUUGGGCACACGACUUCCACGGAAAUAUCAUCUUCGAAAACGCAUUUGGCUUUGAGGGCAGACAUUAUUUCGCUGCAUUGCCCUUUGUUCGACAUUUCUUCUCAGGUGGCCACUUUGCGGUUUCCAUCUUCUUCGUUAUCUCGGGUUACGUGCUUUCUGUGAAAUCACUCAGUUUAAUUCACAAAGGCCAACAUCAGACUUUAACGGAGGGUGUCGGCUCCGCACUCUUCCGACGCUGGAUUCGACUGUACAUUCCAGUCAUCGCGGUCAGUUUGUCCUCUUUGGUGUUACGAUAUUACCCCGGAAUCUCCGCCGCGUUCGGUGAGAAGAAAGAAACGUUCGGUGAGGACCUGUGGCAAUAUUACACGACCUUCAAGAACUACAGCUUUGUGUUCCUCACUGGCAACUUGUAUGAGUUCCCACUACUAUACCACCCUCAUUCAUGGUCGAUCCCGAUCGAGUUCAAAGGAUCGAUCAUUGUCUACACGGCGCUCUUGGCCCUUUCCAAGUGUACCAGGAACGCGCGACUAUGGCUUCAAACAGGACUCAUCUUUUAUUUCCUGUACAUCGUUGAUGGAUGGUACGGCGCCCUUUUUACUGCUGGAAUGAUGCUGUGCGACCUGGAGCUGCUCGCAGUCAACAACCAACUGCCGCGCCUUUUCACCAAGCUUGAGGACUUCAAGGAGUUGAUAUUCUUCCAUCUCUUCAUCACUGCAAUGUACCUUGGAGGCGUCCCAUCCUGUGAUGGGGAUGACUACGCAGGCAUAUUGAAGAAGUCGCCAGGUUGGAAGUGGUUGUCACAUCUGAAGCCUCAAGCUGUAUUCGACGGAAAAUGGUUCUACCUGUUUUGGGCGGCCUUGUUCACAGUGGCUUCAAUACCCCGGUUGCCUUGGCUGAAGUAUUUCUUCGAGACACGCUUUUGCCAGUACCUUGCCCGUGUUUCUUUCGCGCUGUACCUUGUCCACGGUCCGAUUAUAUUCUUCCUGGCUGACCGCAUCUACGCUGCGGUCGGCCUCACGAGAGAUGACCACAAGCUCCGCAUUCCUAACUGGAUGGACAAAUUCCCUAUUUCGAAGAGUGGGCCAAUGGGAUUUGAAUUGGCUUUCUGGGCAGCACAGUUGGUUCUCUUUCCGAUCACACUGUGGGCGGCAGAAGUGGUGACCAAAUUGUUCGACGAGCCGAGCGUCAAAUUCGCCAAUUGGCUCUACAACAAGUCCUUGGCCCCUCCCUCGUCACCAAAGUCUGCAGCUUAAUCUCAGCGACGCGAAUAAAUCUAGAGAAAUGACAUCAGUUCGAAUUAUCGACUUCGUA